Messenger RNA from Orbicella faveolata, 800 nucleotides. Its product is annotated as carboxylesterase 5A-like. NCBI's taxonomy places the organism in Eukaryota, Metazoa, Cnidaria, Anthozoa, Scleractinia, Merulinidae. The record is from RefSeq and is a predicted model, not a curated record.
AUAACCCUUCGUGACAAGCCGGUGUUUUAUUAGCCUUAACCUUAGUGGUUCGAAUCACUGGAAGAACGCGUAGAUAUUGAACACCUCGAAAACCCGGCAUGUUUUCUAUGUUACUAGCAUCAUUUUCCAUAAUUGCUACACUGUUGCCCCUCGUCAAGUCAUCAACGGUGUCAACAACCUAUGGAGACAUCGAAGGUUUUGUGGCUUCUUACUCUGGUUACUCAAAUACAUCUUUCCCGUUCAAGUCUGUCAGCAAGUUUCUUAGCGUUCCUUUCGCCGCUCCGCCGGUUGGAGAACUCAGAUUUAAAGCACCAAAACCGCCAUUAGCGUGGAAACCAAACGUUCUCCAAGCGAAGACGCAUGGAAAUCUUUGCUUGCAAAAUGGAGAAUUUGACUAUUGGUACGAAAUGUACACCCAAAAUUUUUCAUACAGCGAGGAUUGUUUGUAUCUCGACGUCUACACUCCAAACGUCAGCCUCAGUUUGCCGGUGUUGUUUUAUAUUCACGGGGGAGCUUACAGAAACGGUGCAGCGGUGACAUUUCCUAGCGAUAUUUUGGCCCUACAAGGAGUGGUGGUCGUUGUGAUCCAGUAUCGUCUCGGUCCCUUUGGAUUCCUGACAACCGGGGAUUCUGCAGCCCCUGGGAAUUUCGGACUGUUGGAUCAAGUCCAAGCACUCAAGUGGGUCAAAGAGAACAUCGAACAUUUUGGCGGCGAUCCCAGCAAGGUGACCAUAUUUGGAGAAAGUGCUGGCGCAACAAGUGUAACCCUGCAUCUGUUACGUGCAACAUCACAUCAGUGA